CCUACCCUGGAUGUGCUAAAAUGGGAAAGAGGUGUGUUUUGCUGAUUUGUUAAAUUCUUAGUGAAAUUUCCUUGAUUUCUAGUGGCUGAUGUUGUUUGAGUUUGGUUUGGAGCAAAACUGAGGUAGUCCUGACAUUUCUGGGACUGCAUCCAAACAAGAGGAAGAAGAAAAAGAAGGAGGAGGAAAAGAGAAGGAAAAGAAGGUGGGGAGAAAUAAAGGGAGGAGAGAAGUGUAGGGAAAAGGGAAAAUCCUUUUUCAACAUCACAUUCCUGUGUUUUCCCUGAGUCUGGAAAACAUAUUAAUCCCAGUGCUUUUACUCCCGGAAACAAAGGGACUCAGCCAAACUGUGGGAGAAAGGGUGAUAAGGAGCCUGGAACUCUGAAGAGGGAAAGAGUGAGAUUCAGAAAUCUCUAGGACUCCACUUUAAGGAAAGUUCUGUGUCACCACAAGGGACGGGCACACACAGACACAGGCGACCAAGGAGAAACUGCAGACAAAUGGAGACACAAAGACUGACAAGGACAGCACCUUUCACCUCUUCCCACUCGUCCAGAAAGUAAAAAACACAGCCAGAAAGAAGAGGAGUCAGCCCUGCUCUCAGACCAGGACAGGCUGCGAUCUGUGUUGCUACUUUGCAAACUGGAGCUGCAGCCCACCCCCUUUGUAUUGCUCACCCUCAGCCAGGAGACAGAGGGUUGGGAAGAAAAGUAUUUCAUCUAGGAAACUGCUCUGGGGACCAAACUUCAGAUUUCUCUUGGAAUCCUCUGCAUUCUGUCUCAAUGAGCCACCAUAACCCCAAAGCAAAUUACACAAUGACGUGGAGAAUGGGACCUGGUUUCGCCAUGCUGUUGGCAGUGUGGCUGGUGUGUGGAUCAGAACCCCACCCCCCUGUCACCAAUAGAGCCAGCCACAGAGGGCAGAAAGUCCGUUUGGUCUCCCCAGCAAGCAGCCGGCCAGCUCGGUUUCUGAGGCACACAGGGAGGGCUCAUGGAAUUGACAAAGCUACUCUGGAAGAACUAAACCCUCGGCCUCUCCAAAGAAGGAGGGGUGUGCCAGUGUUGAGACUAGGUCUCCCCACUGCGCUGCCAGCCCCCUUGGGCAUCAACAGGGCUCCCGUGAGACCUGAGCUGAGAUCCACAGCCGGAAGCUCCCUGCGUGACAUGGUCCGAGAUGAGGGGUCCUCUGCUCGGUCAAGAGUGUUGCGAUUCCCCUCUGGGUCCAGCUCUCCCAACAUCCUUGCCAGCUUUGCAGGGAAGAAUAGGGUGUGGGUCAUCUCGGCUCCUCAUGCCUCAGAAGGCUACUACCGCCUCAUGAUGAGCCUCCUGAAGGAUGAUGUGUACUGUGAGCUGGCAGAAAGGCACAUCCAGCAGAUUGUGCUGUUCCACCAGGCAGGCGAGGAAGGGGGCAAGGUGCGAAGGAUCACCAGUGAGGGGCAGAUCCUGGAGCAGCCCCUAGACCCCAGCCUCAUCCCAAAGCUGAUGAGCUUCCUGAAGCUGGAGAAGGGCAAGUUUGGCAUGGUGCUGCUGAAGAAGACCAUGCAGGUUGAGGAGCGCUACCCUUACCCAGUCAGGCUGGAGGCCAUGUACGAGGUGAUCGAUCAAGGCCCCAUCCGCAGGAUAGAGAAGAUCAGGCAGAAGGGCUUUGUCCAAAAGUGUAAGGCUGCUGGUAUAGAGGGCCAGGUGGUGGAGGAGGGGAACAAUGGUGGCGGAGGAACAGGAAGGCCAAGCCUGGGCAGUGAGAAAAUGAAAGAGAACUCAAGGAGAGCACAAGUGCCCCCAACCAGAGAGACUAGGGUAAAGGUGAUGAGAAAACUGGCCACCACCACAGUGGCUCCUCCCUCACCUCCCCCAACCCCAAGGGCUACCACCCUUCCUCCUGCUCCAGCCACAACAACCACUCGGGGCACUGCCAGGGUGGCAACAGUAGCUGCAAGACCUACAACCACCACAGCCUUUCCAGCCACCCAGAGGCCCUGGACCCCCUGGAUACCCCCCUCUCCAGCCUCCCACAGGCCCCCUGCAACAACAGCUGAGGUGACCACCGCCAGGGGGCCCUCAGUUUCAGAGAGUCUUUAUCCUCCACACAGAAAGGACCAGCAGAAGGAGAGGUCACAGACCACCAGGAGGCCCAGCAAGUCCACCAGCUUUGACAGCUUCACAGCUGGCCCUCCUACCACCAUCUCCGAGACCAGCACAAGGGCUGCUGGCCCAGGCCGUUUCCGGGACAACCGCACAGACAGGCGGGAACAUGGUCAUCAAGACCCAAAUGUGGUGCCAGGUCCUCACAAGCCAGCAAAGGGGAAACUUCCCAAAAAGAAGACCCAGGACAAAAUUCUAAGCAAUGAGUAUGAGGAUAAAUAUGACCUUAGCCGGCCUACUGCCUCUCAGCUGGAGGAGGAGCUGCAGGUGGGGAACAUUCCCUCCCAAAAUGCAAAGGAAUCUAAAAAUCAGGAGAAGCUUGAGAAACCUGAGAAGGAGAAGAAAAAAAAGACAAAAAAUGAGAAACCAGGCAAGUUACUCAAGAGUGAAAAGCAAUUAAAGAAGGCUGAGAAAAAAAGCAAGCAGGAGAAAGAGAAGAGUAAGAAGAAAAAAGCAGGUAAAACGGAGCAGGAUGGAUAUCAGAAACCCAUCGGGAAACAGCUCCCUCAGAGUCCCAAGAAGUCUGUGACUGACCUACUGGGGUCCUUUGAAGGCAAACGAAGGCUCCUCCUGAUCACUACUCCCAAGGUUGAGAACAGCAUGUAUGUGCAGCAGCGUGAUGAGUAUCUGGAGAGUUUCUGCAAGAUGGCCACCCGAAAAAUGUCCGUGAUCACUAUCUUCGGCCCUGUCAGUAACAGCUCCAUGAAAAUCGACCACUUCCAGCUAGAUAAUGAGAAACCUAUGCACGUGGUAGAUGAUGAAGACUUGAUAGACCAGUAUCUCAUCAGUGAGCUACGGAAAGAGUACGGAAUGACCUACAAUGACUUUUUCAUGGUGCUGACAGACAUUGAUCUGAGAGUCAAGCAAUACUAUGAGGUGCCAAUUGCAAUGAAGUCUGUGUUUGAUCUGAUUGAUACAUUCCAGUCCAGAAUCAAAGAUAUGGAGAGGCAGAAAAAGGAGGGCAUUGUAUGCAAAGAAGACAAGAAGCAGUCGCUGGAGAACUUCCUAUCCAGGUUCCGAUGGAGGAGGAGGUUGUUGGUGAUCUCUGCUCCUAAUGAUGAAGACUGGGCCUAUUCACAACAGCUCUCUGCCCUUAGUGGUCAGGCAUGCAAUUUUGGUCUGCGUCACAUAACUAUCCUAAAGCUUCUGGGCGUCGGAGAAGAAGUUGGGGGAGUUUUAGAACUGUUCCCGAUUAAUGGGAGCUCUGUUGUAGAGAGAGAAGACAUACCAGCCCAUUUGGCGAAAGAUAUACGUAACUAUUUUCAAGUGAGCCCAGAGUACUUCUCCAUGCUUCUGGUUGGGAAAGAUGGAAAUGUCAAGUCCUGGUAUCCUUCUCCAAUGUGGUCCAUGGUGAUUGUGUAUGAUUUGAUUGAUUCGAUGCAACUUCGGAGACAGGAAAUGGCCAUUCAGCAGUCACUGGGAAUGCGCUGCCCGGAAGAUGAGUAUGCAGGCUACGGUUACCAUAAUUACCACCAAGGAUACCAGGAUGGUUACCAGGAUGACUACCGUCAUCAUGAGAGUUACCACCAUGGGUACCCUUACUGAACAGAAAUAUGAAACCUUAGCCCUAGCCAGUUUUUCCUGCAGCUGCUAAAGCCACAAGUCGCCAGCUACACAGGGGAGUUCUUCCACACUUUCUACAUUUCCUGCCUUUUUUUUUCAGAGUUCUUUCAAGAUUAAAUAAAUAGCAAAUUUUUGCCUAUUCAUGAGUUGUUAUUGAAACUUUAAAUCAUAAAGACAUUUGUUUCUUUAACUGGAAACAAUCUGGUGCUAAACAAUGGUACUGAAAAUGAAAGUUAUUUCCCUUUUCUUAUACGAGGGACAUUAUUUUUCAUGUAAAAUUCUAUAAGUAUUUAUAGAUCUUUUUCAUAUUUUUGUAUUAAUUGGUAAGUGAAAACAAUGAUUGCUAAUGAAAAUUUAAGAUCACAGCAUGUGUUCAGGAAACAUCUCAACAGACUAUAGAUAAUUUAGCACUUUUUGAAAUGUCAACCUAAAAAUAUUUUAGAUCUGCUUUGUAGGAGUUUCUUUCAUGAAGCUUGAUACCAAAUGCCAGAAAAAGUACCAAACAUUCUUUUGUUGUAAUAGCCACUUCCUGCUCUGCUUCUGUUAUUUUCAGUGCCUUUUCAGAGAUAGAUUAGGGGGCUGGGAAAUCUUCACCAGACCCCGGGACUGUAGCCAGAUGUGAUCUUCAAGAAUUCUGGCAGGCUGCUAUUGAAUUCUGGGUAUGACUUUCUAGACCCUUCACACUUGACAACUGUAUUUAACUUACUAAGGGGCCCAUUACUGUAUUGGUAUCUUAUUUUAAAAAAAUACAACAAAUGAUAUUAUAUUCAGGGUUUUUUUUAUUUUCAAAGGCAAAUGUUACCCAGUUAGAGCUGAUAAAAGUGCAGCUGGAUUACAAGAUGGUUAAUUCUUGUCUUUGAGAAAGAACAUUUGUGUUCAUAUGUAGCUUACCAAAGUAAACUCUCUUCCUCCCUUUCUCCCUCCUUUCCUUGCUUCUUUUCUACUUUUUUCCAGUAACUAUUUACUAAGUAAUAUUAUUCAGUAGUGUUUAUGAGCGUGUCCUCAGACAGGAAUUUAGCAUCCCGAAGACACUAUCCUCUAUCAAUAACGGGGAUACUUAUUUUUUGGCACUGCUCUAAUAACUAAUUCUCCAAAUCAUCUUGGCAUUGGUUGACUAAUAAGCUCAUAUAUUAAUAGAUGCACUCAAGCCAUAUGUGAAUAUUUGCUCUUAGUAUAUCUGUGCCUAUUGCAUGCACAAAUCUAUCUUUACAUCAUCUAAACUUUGUUAUAAAUGAUAAUAAAACUGGAAUUUGUAACUCAA
This is a messenger RNA of Heterocephalus glaber (naked mole-rat), 4962 nucleotides long. It is a transcript of the gene Ccdc80, whose product is annotated as coiled-coil domain containing 80. The record is from RefSeq and is a predicted model, not a curated record. Gene Ontology annotation, biological process: positive regulation of cell-substrate adhesion; extracellular matrix organization. Lineage: Eukaryota; Metazoa; Chordata; Mammalia; Rodentia; Bathyergidae. Gene Ontology annotation, cellular component: basement membrane.